Messenger RNA from Blastocystis hominis, 1228 nucleotides. RefSeq lists its product as hypothetical. Gene Ontology annotation, cellular component: U12-type spliceosomal complex; precatalytic spliceosome. The coding region runs from base 56 to 1228 and encodes 390 amino acids. Gene Ontology annotation, molecular function: mRNA binding; snRNA binding. The transcript is spliced from 5 exons. Gene Ontology annotation, biological process: mRNA splicing, via spliceosome. Lineage: Eukaryota; Bigyra; Opalinata; Blastocystidae. The record is from RefSeq and is a predicted model, not a curated record.
CUGAAAUAUUGUAAGGAUCAAACACGAAAGAAUCGAAGUAUCAUAAUAUCAUAAUAUGAGGGAUUUCCAAAGACAAGAUAAGGGGUUUUGGUAUCAUGAAGAAUAUGAUCCGAUUCGAAAUGGAAGCAUGGAUGGGACAGAUAUUCGGCCUCAUGAUCGUGGUUUGAAGAGAGCGUAUGGUUUCCAUUUUGAUAGUACAAAGGAUCGAAUGAUUUGCUGUAAUCCAUACAAGACUUUGUUUGUUGGGCGAUUAAAAUACGAUACGACGGAAGAAGCACUAUAUCAAUUCUUUUCGCGUUAUGGGAAGUUACAAAGUGUUCAUCUUAUUCGUGACUUGGUAACGGGUUGUUCUCGAGGCUAUGGUUUUGUGGAGUUCGUACACGAAGAGGACUUUACCUCUGCAUUCUAUGGAGCUCAUCGAACAAUUCUGGACGGUAGCCAGAUCCUGGUCGAUUUCAUGCGUGCGCAGACUGUUCCGGGCUGGGUGCCUCGUCGACUUGGAGGCGGUGUCGGAGGGAAGAAACAAAGCGGACAAAUGCGAUUUGGUGGUCGGGAUUGUCCCUUCCAUGCUCCAUAUGAGAGCAAUCGGUUUAUUAAGAAGCCUAAUUCCGGAGAUGCUUCUGGAGGCAAACCGAGCGAUCGAAGGGGAUCAGGGAAGGAAUUCGAUGAGAAGGAAGAUGGACGUUACGAGGACAAAAGGAGAGAAAAAAGGGAGGAAGAUGGACGUUACCAUGACGAUCGUUCCAGAGAACACAGCAAAUCACAGCAUCAACACUCUCGUCAUCAUCAACAUGCUCAUUCUCGUAGCAGAUCUCGUGAGCAAAGGGGUUACAGAGAACGCAGAGAGAGUGGUAGUGGAUAUGGAGAACACAGAGAGAGUGGUAGUGGAUAUGGAGAACGCAGAGAGAGUGGUAGUGGAUAUGGAGAACGCAGAGAGAGUAGUAGUGGAUAUGGAGAACGCAGAGAGAGUGGUAGUGGAUAUGGAGAACGCAGAGAGAAUGGUAGUGGAUAUGGAGAACGCAGAGAGAAUGAUAGUGGAUAUGGAGAACACAGAAGGCAUGAAGAACACAGAAGGCAUGAAGAACACAGAAGGCAUGAAGAACACAGAAGGCAUGAAGAACACAGAGAUGAAAGAAGACAUCGAAAGCACAGAGAAAGCUACAGUAGAGAGAGGAAAAACGACACUAGUUAUGAUAGCAAUAACAAUAAUAUUAAUAGUAAUAAAUAA